AUGGCGUUCGUCGAUGGCGAUUAUGAUGACGAUGAUGAGGUCGACGGUGCGACGGUGACGACGUUAACGACGACGACGAUGAUGCUAGAGGGCAGGAAAGUGGAUAACAAGGAAGUAACAGCGAACAAAGAAAGUCCAAUGCAAAUGAUGCAAGGUGAUGCUGAUAACAAUGAUGCUGUUGGUACCGUUUGCCAAACUGUGAACCAUAACGAUCCGUUGAAAGCCAACGACAAAUGA
Messenger RNA from Enterobius vermicularis (human pinworm), 237 nucleotides. NCBI's taxonomy places the organism in Eukaryota, Metazoa, Nematoda, Chromadorea, Rhabditida, Oxyuridae. The record is from the annotation of a GenBank genome assembly.